Molecule: messenger RNA, 3343 nt
Organism: Uranotaenia lowii
Lineage: Eukaryota; Metazoa; Arthropoda; Insecta; Diptera; Culicidae
Product: suppressor of lurcher protein 1-like
Exons: 6
Coding region: 1-969 (322 amino acids)
Cellular component (GO): plasma membrane
Source: RefSeq, a predicted model, not a curated record
AUGAAGCUUGGCUUGUCGUUUGCUGGUUGCGUCUUCACCAGUCAGGCAGAUGGGUGGUGGAAUUUGGUGCUUUUCCGGACGGGCGGUCGAGACGACCUGGUGGAGACGCUCUGCGGGGACAUCCUGCCCAAACCGAUCCUGUCCAGCGGGGAUCGGUUGCUGCUGGAAUUCCGGAGCAGUUUCAACAACACCGAAAACAAGGGCUUUACGGCGGAUUUUUUCUUCGUUACCAAUUUUGGCAUUCCGUCUGGUUAUCAACCGAAAGCUACGGAGUGUAACUUUCACUAUUUCAAAAACGCAACCAACCAGGGUUGGAUUCAGUCACCCAACUUUCCGGGGGCAUAUCCAAGGAAUAUCCGGUGCAAUUACUUCUUCUACGGUGAUCCGCACGAUUAUGUCCUGGUUCGGUUCACCUACUUCGACAUCGAGGGAAUCGCUCCAUGUGACGAGCGAAGUGCGAGCGAUUGGGUGGAAUUCUCUAACUUCCUGACCCGGGACCGGAAGUUUGGCCUGUACUGCGGUUUGCGACGGGACAUGAUGAUCCGAUCGGAUGGGCGCUUCUUCCGGGUAACGUUGGUGACAAACGACCGGCUGGAUGGAACCGGAUUCCGGGCUCUGUACGCUUUCGAGACCAUGAACGGUGCCGUAGGGAUGCUGGCCGGUCCCGGAAUGGGUCACAGUGGCCUCGGAGGGGCCAGCAAUACGGCCCUCGGGGGAUUGGUUGGGGCAGCCGGAGUACCCUACAUAUUCCAACAGCAGGCUCCCUCGGCUGUAACGACGGAACGCAGCAGUUCGGCCACGGUGGCCAAGGUGACCAGCAUAGGCAAACGGAUGGGGAGCGGAACCAGUCGAAGAUUUGAUCACACGAUUUGGACCUUUCUCAUCACGAUAGCAUCCCCGGUGCUGGCAGCUGUGACUUUCCCAGCGGGAAAACUGCUGUCAAUCGAAACCGUCAAAUAUCAUCAGUGAUGAAAACCGCCCGGAGGGUAUGCAACCAGUGAGGGCCGAUGCAUCGAUCCGGUUUAGGAAGAGUGUGAACGCGAACCGAGCUGAGAGUGAGCUGUACCUAUAAGCUUUGUAAAAAUGCAAUUGGACGCGUUGUGUGGUUUAUUUUUACAUCUGAAACACAGACCAACCGGUGGAGAACCGAGGCUAGCAUCAACGUUUUGGUAGCAGCGGAAUGAUGUUUUAUUUCGAGGGAAAAAAUUGGCUAUCCAUUUUUCCUUCUCCAAAGAAGCUUCACUUGGUUCUGUAAUCCUCGUCUGAAGCGUCAGCAAAACAAACACAACCGCACAUCCUUUGUACAUAGAAGGAUUAAGUUUAGGGACACUUUUAUAUUCUGUGGAACAUAAAAAAGCAAAAUGUAUGGGGACCCGAACAAAUGUAGCCGGAGAGCUUUUCUGUUUGGGCAACAUCAACUGAACUGUCUUGCAGUAUUUAAUGAAUACACUUUACAGCACACGAAAGGAUUCCCGCUGUUUUGUUUGGAAGGACACGCGGGGUAGCAGACAGACAGCAGCAGUAGGUAAACAAUGGACCGGAAAGAGAUGGUUCUGUAGCCAGAACUAACACACUGUGCUAAACACCAGCUGGCUCCGGGAUUAGCGAGAGCUGCCGCUAGAAAAUAUUCAUCUAGAUUGGGACCCUUUGGAUAGGGGUUUCGGUUCGGUAUCGUUGGAUUGAAAAUAAAUUUUCUAUAAGUUUUUAGGGAGCUAGAUUCUUUAUCUUAGCACCUGGAUCUUAAAUUUAGAGUAGGACACACCCCGAAUCGAUGGCUUCAGAAUUCAAGCAAAUUCUGCUAAGAUUUGAUUUCUUAGUUAAACUAUUUUCGAUUUUACAUAAAACGUACGUAAAAUUUUCAAAAUUUCAAAAUUUCUACCACUUUUCCAAACACCAGUGAACUUUCUCUUAGUACCUAGGUGUUGUGGAUAAAAUAUUCAUAUGGGUUGUUUCCUGUGGGUGUUCAAUCACACAUUGGCAACACGUUUUGGAAAUCGUUUUUUUUUUAGAAAAAAUCAUUGAGUAGGAAUGGACUGUUGGAAAAAGAGGUAUGAAGGUUAAAGUAUUUCUUUAUUAAAACAAUACUUGAACUUGUUAAUUACUAGUUUAUUACUUAUUUCAAGAGAAUAAUUCAGUAUCGUGUUGAUAGCACGUGGGCCUGACGAAAAAUGACCAAUUUUCACUUAUUGAUUUGGUAUCCACGGUAGCAUAAGUCGAUGCCUACUGUGGUAACAAAGUAGAAAAAAUAUUUGUAUGAAUUUCAACUAGCGAGAAAAAGAAUAGCAUUUUGAGUGAACACCUUUUUGGAAAGGAGAUUGUUGAGAGGACCACUUACUUGAGUACGUGAAAAAAACAAUAUAGCGAGUUAGAAUGACAGCAAACAGAAAAUCAGCUUUAGUUAAAGAAUUGUCGGGUGAACAGCUAAUAAAAAAAAAUUACUAGAAAUGUGAAUUCACAAAAAAAAACAGGAGUGUUUUUGGUUCCGAAUUUAAGAUCUAAGUGUACUACGAAUACAUGACAAAUCUAAAAUAACUGUUACACAAAUUUCUCUAUUGCCUAUUUAUUCUUUAUUUUUUGCUGUUGCAGGUUCUUAUAACGCGAAGUUUACUUAAAACAACAUAAAAAAGUAAUAGAGGCUUUUUCCUGUGAAAUUUGACUCAUCAAAAAUAAUUAUGUCCUGUCGGUCGCCAGAUGCUGUUUGAAUUUUUAAGAACCGAAUACUUCUAGACAUUGGUACCUUUGGUGACCGCGCUUUAAAAUGACUCAAGAAAAAUGGCAAAAAAAAAUCCACAAAAUUGACUUCAACCAGAAUUUGAAAGGAAAUAUAUUUAAGUGUGUUUACUCGGUUAGUGUCUUAACUUGUCAAAUCAUCUCCCCGUAAAUAACUAAAAAGCGCAUGUACAUACACAAUUAACCUCAAGAGAACAGAUUCUUAGCGGAGAGGCACCCUAGAAAAAAACCGCAAAAGAGUCCUUCUCCCGCUGCUGUUGCUUCGAGUUGUGACCCACAUUUUCCCUAGCUUUCCAGAUCCAGACCAAUCCCUAUACCGGUGUUUAGAGUGUAUGAAUGUAUGAAUGGCAACCAACUUCCCUUAUAACUGGCACUCACCUUUAGCAGCACCGGUGUCACCGGAAGUGGAACCGGAAAAAUGCCUAGGUAGGAAGGCAUGUCAUUCGUUCUGUCCUGUCCUGUCAGACGGGCAGGCAGAUAAUUAAGUUCUUGUUCUUUCAAGAUGACGUUAAAGGUCUCCCUAGAGAGGGAGAAAAAUACGGGGCGGCUCGACUAGUGCCGUCAUCGAGACCGUGGAGUAUGCGGCUGAAUAAAGUUGAAUCCCUCAUUUUGU